AUUGUACUUUUCAACGUUCCCGCUGACAGUGGUUGUGAAGUGCGCUGUAUUGUACUGUGGCGAGUUUUCGUUGUUAAUCGAAAUUUAUUUAUUUACCAUAGUAAAAAUCAUACUUCAGCUGUUUUGCCGAUGGUUAUUACCUUCUGCCUCCAAAGUUGCAGCUAAGGUUUUCGCUCUGACUUAACGAGCAGUGGUUAAACAUUAUAAACAGACUGACAUCAGCUGGUUGUCUGGAGAUUAUUGCAGUAGAUGGGAACGGAGUCGGGAUGUCUGGAUGAAUUUAGGGAGUGUGAAGUCGAGGCUGUACACGGCAAGACACGUUAUGCUAAUCAGGUUGAUUCCUCGCAUUCCUUUUUCGACCCGUCUUCGACAUCGACUCCGUAUCCUCAUCCCUCUUGUACAGCAGGAUUUUCAUGGCCAUAGAUCCCUUGAAGCUUAUCUUCCAUGUUUUGAUCUUGAUCAUGUCCUUCCCGAAUAGCGACCGCAACGACGCAUCGCGUUAUCAUCCCAGUGAUCCGGACUGUGCAUACUAUCACCACAUGCAGUCGUCGGACGUCGAUCGGGCCGUCAUGCAUGAUACCGCGCUUGCCGACGAUGUGAAGCUGGUCGAUGCCGCCAAUCGUGUGCACGAAGCACCUUUAAAAAAUCCCGGAAAUGGUAAAUUUUGCGAGAAUGAUGAGCAGGAUGAUGAGGAAGAAGAGGAAGCAGAGCUCAAACGCCAAAAGUAUCGAAGGAAAUCCUUUUCCAAAGCCUUUCCCGACAUCCCUGCACUGGAAUUUGAUUCAACUGGAGACGUUUUGGAUUCCGAUAAGCCGAUGUUGAAAAUCCGUGCCAUUACUUGGAAUAUAGCUGGACAUCAUCCUAAGGAGGAUAUGACAGAGUUGUUGGGAUUAAUUGGCAUGAAAGACGAGUCAGACUCAGCUUCGCUGAUUUCCGAGCUGGAAGACGAUGACGAUAUGAAGAACGAGAUGCAUGAUGAUGCUGAACCAGCACCACUGGAAAGCGAUCUUAUUUUCAUCGGAUUCCAGGAAUUAAGUGCUAAUCCCAUGGCGCCUGUCAUGAACUUUGUUGUCAUGUCGGAAAUAUGGCAGGCCACACUGAAACGGCGUCUGGCGGUGCGCAACUACAUGAUGCUGCAGAGUAUCCGCUUGCAGGGAAUCCUUCUUCUCGUCUUCUGCAAAUCUGAUCAUUUACGGCAUAUCCGUUCUCUGGAAACGGCUUAUCUUCGGCUUGGAGCGUCUGGUUGGUGGGGUAACAAAGGGGCCGUCGGGAUUAGCUUCGAUGCAUACGGUAAAAGCAUCUGCGUGAUAAAUUCGCAUUUAUCUCCCCAUGACCACGCCUUUGACGAUCGUGUUCGGAACUAUCGAAAUAUUUUAUCCGAUUUACUUUUUCCUCGACGGCAUAACGUAUCGACAAUUCUGGAACACGAUUUUGUGAUUUGGAUGGGCGAUUUCAAUUUCCGAAUUGAAGGAAUAACGCAGGAUAAAACAUUGUAUUACGUGAGGACCGAGAACUUUCCGAAGCUGCUUAAACAUGAUCAACUACGACGGGCAGCCUUUGUGGAGGGAGCGUUUAGCACCUUUAAAGAGGCCAAAAUUCGGUUUCCCCCCACGUAUAAAUUUGUGGAAGGCCGGCGGAAUAUUUACGAUAUGAGGAAUCCUGCCAAAAUUCGACGACCUUCUUAUUGUGAUCGUGUUUUGUGGCGCAGUCUGAACGACUCUGUGAAAGUGCAACCAUUGGAAUAUACCAGUCAUAUGGAACACAAGAUUUCUGACCAUAAACCAGUUACCCUGACUCUACAGAUUUUCCUUGGCGAGGGUGUGGAACAGUUCGUGACGUUCGACCCCAUUGAUGCGUGGUAUGUUGGGGAAAACGGACAUUUCCGCUACGCUGCUCGGUCCGGGACUCAUUAUUCAUCUUGGGAUUGGAUCGGUUUGUACAAAGUGAACCACCACUCAUUCAACGAUUACCUGACAUAUGUCUGGUCACCCGGCGGCGGAACAGAAAACAGGGGAGUGAUAAAUGGACGCUAUCUCACCAGACCGGGCCGGUUUGUUCUUAUUUAUUUUAGUUCCGAGCACAAGUGCGGAAUAGGUUAUUCCGAACCGUUUGACAUUCGAGUUCGGAAAUAGCCAUGAUCAGCGAACUGAACCCGCGGAAAUCGAGUCACAUGCAUGCCAAAGAAAUGAGUUUUUUAAGGUGCUCUUACUGAUUCGAGGGUGCACUGCAGUUCGAACUACAGUACAUGAAAGAGUGGAAGACGUGUCCAUAUUUUUGAUUGAAUGUGGCUAUUUUGUUUGAUCUGUGAUGUUUUUGGUAGCAGUCAGGAACGGCGGUGAUAGUUUGCCUUCCCAGUGUUGCAAGUUCAAAUUAUCUGUGCACAUUAAUUGCUCUGUUGAGCCAGAUUUUAGUAAAAGCGUUUC
Molecule: messenger RNA, 2423 nt
Organism: Paramacrobiotus metropolitanus
Lineage: Eukaryota; Metazoa; Tardigrada; Eutardigrada; Parachela; Macrobiotidae
Product: inositol polyphosphate 5-phosphatase K-like
Exons: 11
Coding region: 414-2132 (572 amino acids)
Biological process (GO): phosphatidylinositol dephosphorylation
Cellular component (GO): cytoplasm; ruffle; plasma membrane
Molecular function (GO): phosphatidylinositol-4,5-bisphosphate 5-phosphatase activity
Source: RefSeq, a predicted model, not a curated record